ACUUCAUACAAUUGGCUGAGCUUCCUUAGAUUUAUCACAAAAAUUUACUGCAUUAUUAUGUAGCUAGAGUACAAUUAAAAUUUAUUUAAAUUAGUUUGAACGUGCAACAUGAUCAGAUUGUAUUUGUUUAAUCUGAUUAUGUAUUUCUGAAUAUAAAUUGGACCAGUUUGUGUUGUAUAGAGCAUUUAUGUCAUUUUCUGUAAAUGUAUCACGUUGAGCUAAAUUUAAUAUCUUGAAUUUAAAGGUUGAAGGCGUUUUUAAAUCAUUUUAAAUGUAUCUUGAAUACACAUUUAAACGUGCGAACCGUUUCCUCCUCCUUUGCUUGAGGAAAGCUGCCAUUUUGACCUUCAAUACCAGCUCUGCCAUUAACCUCGCAGAAAUACAACUCCGUCUUUCAGUGAAGAGGAACCCGUGUUUUUGUUAAGUUUCCUGCAGGUUCCUUGACAUGGCAGAUCAGGAAUUAUUUAAAUUCAGUCCUAGAGGGGGCGCUGCAACUUUGAAAAACCUGAAACCUGUCGUUGAGCCAGAUUUGCCCCAUCAUCAUCCUGAAGUCCACCUAGAAGGGGAUGCAGCUGUUUAUGGCAGCAAGAUGGGGCAGAGAAACUAUGCACAUGCUGCUGGAGACUCUGACCACAAACGGGAAGCUUUACUUUGUGAAGGUGGUGACGGAUCAUGCAGGACGUCUUCCAUCCUUGUCAGAAAAGACCUGCUUGAUUCUGAUGACGUGCUUUUAGAAAACGAGGAGGAAGGCUUUAAGGAAGCAGCUGUUCUCUCUCUUCGUGGUAUGUCAACUACUAAGAAAAUUACCUCAGAUGAAGAGUUUCUAAUGGACCAGAUAAAGGACUUCAAAACUACAGAUGAAAGCACAAAGACUCAAGUUUGGCAAACUGAGUGGCACCAGAGUCACGUUGCGGCUUUAAGCAGCGAGAAAUUUGACGUCCUCCUGAGAAUGUGUCCAGAUUUGUAUGGCUGUAAAAGCCACAUGGCCGCAUUUGUCUUGAUAAGAGAGGUCUUGGAUACAGCAGGGCGUCAGUGUGAACAGUAUAAGGUUGUGGCGAUGGGAGCUGGCCGCUCAUGCUGCAGCAGUUGUCUUUGCUACAGUGGGAUGAUGGUCCACGACGGCCACGCCAUCAUCAUCGCCAGAAGGGCUCUCCUGAGGUUUCUGUACAAACAGCUUUUGCUGUUCUUUGAAGCUGAUCCAACGGCCAAGGAGAGUUGUAUAUUUGAGGGUAGUGCCGACAGUCACCAGCUGCAGCUCAAACCCAAAAUCAGCCUCCAUCUCUACACCAAUCAGUGCCCUGAGGGAGCUGCGAAGAACUUCUACUUCAAGAGCUCAGCUGACAACUGUUGGAGCAAUUUGAAGCUACAGUAUCACGCCAAGGGUCUGCUUGUACCUGUGGCUUACCUUGACCCAGGCUUGUGGGGCGCCAAAGUGUGCUGCAUGUCUGGCAGCGACAAGCUGUGUUGCUGGACCAUCACUGGAGUCCAGGGUGCAUUAUUGAGCCGCUUCAUUCAGCCGCUUUACAUCACCACCAUGGUGCUAGGAGGUCAGAAGAUCUUUAAUGAAGAAAUGUCUGACAUGACCAACAAGAGACUGGGUGAUGGAUGGGAAAGAGUUCUACCUCCAUCCUACAAGAAACAAGACAUCAUCUUUCUUUCUGCCGACUGCGUGGGCCCUGCCGAGACAUCCCGAAUGCAUGACCAUCUCAGCAUCAACUGGUGUUUUGGAGAUAAAGACAUAGAAGUUCUGGACAGCAGCAAAGGAAUCAUCGUUGAAGGCUCUCCUUCUGUGAGUGGGCCCAGCUUCUCCAGCAGACUUUGCAAGAGAGCCCUCUACAGUUAUUUCCAGCAGGUUGCACUGUUGGGUGGACACAGCUACCUAGUGGAGCUUCCCACCUACCACAGUGUCAAGGUGGAAGCUAGCAUGUACCAGACAGUCAAAGAUCUGGUCAAACAGCACUUCCUGGUCCACCAAGCAGGGCCCUGGAAUUCAAAAAAGCUUGUGGAUUGCUUCAGUGCUUAACAGCUUUUCCACAAAAGUGGUUAUGUAAAAGUUUAAGCUCCUCCUGAGAUUUAAGUUACUGUUUUUUUGGGUUUUUUUGUGCUUUUACUCGCAUGUUAAUUUGAAAAGUAAUUCCGUUUUGUUUAUGGCACCGGAGCUUUCAGUUUGUGUAGGUGUUCGAGGAAAAUAAACAAGAACCGACUGUUGCAGAAAAAA
Girardinichthys multiradiatus is the source of this 2218-nucleotide messenger RNA. It is a transcript of the gene adad2, whose product is annotated as adenosine deaminase domain containing 2. The record is from RefSeq and is a predicted model, not a curated record. Gene Ontology annotation, molecular function: double-stranded RNA binding; double-stranded RNA adenosine deaminase activity; tRNA-specific adenosine deaminase activity. Gene Ontology annotation, biological process: adenosine to inosine editing; RNA processing. Bases 446 to 2023 code for a protein of 525 amino acids. Gene Ontology annotation, cellular component: cytoplasm; nucleolus. NCBI's taxonomy places the organism in Eukaryota, Metazoa, Chordata, Actinopteri, Cyprinodontiformes, Goodeidae. The transcript has 11 exons.